Carcharodon carcharias (great white shark) is the source of this 1287-nucleotide messenger RNA. RefSeq names its product BTB/POZ domain-containing protein KCTD2-like. Lineage: Eukaryota; Metazoa; Chordata; Chondrichthyes; Lamniformes; Lamnidae. The record is from RefSeq and is a predicted model, not a curated record. Gene Ontology annotation, molecular function: cullin family protein binding. Bases 34 to 687 code for a protein of 217 amino acids. The transcript has 6 exons. Gene Ontology annotation, cellular component: Cul3-RING ubiquitin ligase complex; cytoplasm. Gene Ontology annotation, biological process: proteasome-mediated ubiquitin-dependent protein catabolic process; protein homooligomerization.
UGUUGACCCGGUAUUUCCGGAAAUGGCGGCCUAAUGGCGGAGCUGCAAAACUCGGGCCCUCCGGGCGGUAACGGUGCCAGUGCUCCCGGGUCCGGCGACAAAACAGCCAACAAAUGGGUUCGGCUGAACGUGGGCGGAACGUAUUUUGUCAGCACUAAGCAAACCCUGUGUAGGGACCCUAAAUCCUUCCUGUGCCGCCUGUGCCAGGAGGAUCCGGACCUGGACUCGGAUAAGGAUGAAACUGGUGCCUAUCUUAUAGACAGAGACCCGAGUUACUUUGGCCCGAUCCUUAACUAUCUGCGACAUGGCAAGCUGAUCAUUAACAAGGACUUGGCAGAGGAAGGAGUGCUGGAGGAGGCGGAGUUUUAUAACAUUGCAUUACUUGUUCGAUUGGUCAAAGAACGCAUUAGGGACCUGGAAAAUAGGACCUCACAGGGUCCAGUUAAACACGUUUACCGUGUCCUGCAAUGUCAGGAGGAGGAACUAACCCAGAUGGUUUCUACAAUGUCGGAUGGUUGGAAAUUUGAGCAGCUCAUUAGCAUUGGAUCCUCCUAUAACUAUGGCAAUGAAGAUCAGGCUGAAUUCCUUUGCGUUGUCUCCAGGGAACUGAAUAACUCGACCAAUGGAAUUGUCAUAGAGCCCAGUGAAAAAGCCAAGAUUCUGCAAGAGCGAGGCUCGAGAAUGUGACCUUACUGGAUCGUAAUUGCUAUUUACAUUCUGAACCUUGAAGAGGAAUCUUCCACUUGCUGGGGGCACCAAACCUUUGCCAUACUCUGACACUGGCCUCGAUGCUUUCAGUUCACAUGAGCCUCCUUGAUCAGUGGGCUCAUUUUACUGAAGAACUCAACCUCUCUGCCUUUCGCUUGAAGCCUAUGAGAGGCUCACAGCUCUUCUCUCAAGAAUUAAGUGUAAAAGCUGCCAAAUCUCCCUGUGUUAUGGUUUGUUGUUGUGUAAUGUAUAUAUAUUCAACCAAUGCAUUUAAUUGCCUUUAAUGGACCUGCGAUGUUGCUCAUUCCUUGGUGACGAGGAAGCAGAGCCACGGUUGUUUUAUUGAGUCUGCUUUGUGAGAAUUCCUUUCUGUUCUUCCUAUGGACCAUUGUGUGCAUGGAUUUCACUCAGUGACUUUAAGGUGGGUUUUGAGGGGAGGGGAAGGAUACAGUAUUGUAAUUAUUGAGUAAACACUUAAUUAUGUGAAAUUCCACAAUUCUUGUUAAUGUUUUUUUCUCUCUCUUGGGUCACUGUACUUUUGAGACAAUGAUGUGAUGAUUAAACCACUUAGUAUUGCCA